This is a messenger RNA of Racocetra fulgida, 356 nucleotides long. The record is from the annotation of a GenBank genome assembly. Lineage: Eukaryota; Fungi; Glomeromycota; Glomeromycetes; Diversisporales; Gigasporaceae.
AUGGACCUUUCACAGGAACUCGAAGCCUUAUCACUUGCAACCAAAGAAGAAAAGUAUGAUGAAGUUCUAGACAAGCUGGGGACCUUACAACAUGUCGAAAAAGAAGCAAAAUUUAGAGAACUUUUAAAUAAAAUUAAACAAUUUCCUACAGGUUCAGGUAUUAUAAAAUCUAUUCACGAUAACGAAAAUUUGACGCAGUACCAAAAAGAUGAAUAUCUCAGCACAGCAAUUAUGAAACGAAUCCAUUCAUUCGCAAUGAGUCAUGAACUUACGCACAUUUUCUUUGAGUCUACGAAUCUUACUAGCAAUAAUAAUCUUGGAUCCGGCGUCGAUGGCAAACAACUUGAACAAGUUAU